AUGGUCUGUGCUACACACGCUCUCGCAGCAGUCGGCGCUAUCGCUCUGGCUCCUCAGAUUGUUCGCUUCGCAAGCUUCGUUUGGCUGUACCUCAUACGCCCCUCCACUGUGCGUCGCUAUCACCACGGUCCGCCUGCUUACGCAUUGGUGACGGGGGCAUCAGAUGGCAUAGGCAAGGCCGUUGCCCAAGAACUGUCAAGGAAAGGCUUCAACGUCAUUAUUCACGGUCGGAAUGAAGAAAAAGUGCGCAAGGUCGCGGAGGAGAUCCGCUCGUGUAGCUCUCGCGAUGUGCGCUAUUUCAUUGCGGACGCAGCGCAACCAGGCCACGACUUUCUACACAUGAUAGAGCCACUCAGCAAUCUCAACAUCACGGUUGUUAUCCAUAAUGUUGGCGGUGCUCAGAUCACCGACAGAAAGCUAGAUGGAUUCGACGAGUCCGAGCUCCUCGGCCUAGUUCAGUGGAAUUCGCUGUUCCCUCUGCUGCUCACGCGCGCUCUCCUACCCCAGCUACGCUCCUCAGCAAAGACGGGUCCCGUCAUGGUGCAAUUCGUCGGCUCGCAUGUCGGCGACCACUCGCCUCCUCGCCUUCCAGUUUACGCAGGGACGAAGGCGUUCCUGCGUGCGCUCUCGCGCGGGCUGGACACGGACGAGCGCGUCUGGGGCGCGGACACGGGCGUGCGCUUUGCAUACCUCGUCGUCGGUUCUGUCUGCUCGAGCACGAAUCGCACCGGGGUGCGCGAGACGCUCUCGAUGCCGAGCACGGAGCGCUUUGGGCGAGCGUUGGUGAGCCAGAUUGGCUGUGGACGAAGGCGAUACGCACCGUACAUGCCGCACGCGAUUAUUCAGUGGGUGAUGGACAUCCUUGGAGAAAGGCUCGUGGACAAGCUGGGGGCUCUUGUGAUACGCAGAAUCGUUGCUGCAGAAGAAAAGGAUAAAUGA
Fibroporia radiculosa is the source of this 939-nucleotide messenger RNA. RefSeq lists its product as uncharacterized. The record is from RefSeq and is a predicted model, not a curated record. Gene Ontology annotation, molecular function: oxidoreductase activity. Gene Ontology annotation, cellular component: endoplasmic reticulum. The transcript is spliced from 2 exons. NCBI's taxonomy places the organism in Eukaryota, Fungi, Basidiomycota, Agaricomycetes, Polyporales, Fibroporiaceae. Bases 1 to 939 code for a protein of 312 amino acids.